Molecule: messenger RNA, 288 nt
Organism: Meloidogyne enterolobii
Lineage: Eukaryota; Metazoa; Nematoda; Chromadorea; Rhabditida; Meloidogynidae
Source: the annotation of a GenBank genome assembly
UCGGACCGAGACGAGAUUUCGAUCAGAAUCUCGGUUAUCAAGAUGAGGAUUUGUUUUUUCGAUCUCGAUUCUCGUGCGACCCUCCCAGUUCGAUCUCUAGUUAAUGCUAUUGAAAAUUCUUUGGAAGGGAGAUGGGAUAGAACUAGACUUGGCUGAUAUCUCAGGCGGGAUUGGGCGAGAUUAUCCCACUUUUUUGAAUACCGAUCCCGAUUUUGCUGAUCACGAGACCGAAAGACGAAUCCCGAUUUUAUGUCGUAAUCCCGAUACCGGACAACUCUAGAUAUGUAG